UCUUUUGUGAUGUCUCUCCUAUGACAGCUGGCGUGGCUUGAUGGUACAAACAGUUUUAUUGAAUCAUGCGCCUGUUCAAGCUUGAGCACAGAUGAGCCACGUCAGUCUCAAAGUUGCUCAUCCAUAUAGACUCUUCAGAUUGAACCAUUCGUCAAUAACUGAGAGAAGAUGCUCUAUUUCGCCUCUCUACUUGUAAUUGCAUUAACGAACGGAGCAUGGGCUACGACAAAGUCGGAGUCAGAACUUCUGGCAGAGAACGGCUGGAAAGAAAUUUCACCAAAGGGAAUUCCCUUGUUCGAACAACUGGCUGCCAAAGCUGCUUCCAACUUCACCAAACAUAUAGAUUUCUACCAGGUGAUGGAGGAGGUUUUACACGUUAGCAAAAAGGGUCCAAAGCACAGAAUUGUGUUUACUUACUCGCCAACUUCAUGUAGCGUCAAGGAAACUUUUGAUGCCGCUAAAUGCAAAGCCGUCACCCCCAAGGCCUCUGGCGAGUGCACAUCAAUGUUUACAGUGGAAGGGAGCAAACCGGAGAACGCCGUACUCGAGUGGGUGCAGUGCGAAGAUUUUAUGGCGCCUAAGCAUCGUCGCUAUGCUUGAAGUUACGAAGAACCUGCAAUAGUAAUGACCACGUUAACACAACUUCGUGAAGCACUGAAGUAAACUGUUCUUGUUUCGAAGAAAGUUGCGUGAAACUUUGCUAAAGUGGGAUCUUUUCCAGCUACGACUUGAAAAACUCCAAACUAAUCGGUAGUAUUGAAAAGUUAAAUAAAGGACCCACAUGUCUUUGUAGCAUAAGCGUAAUUCCAGUAGUUGAAUAAAGGAGUCCAAAAUUGUAA
This is a messenger RNA of Rhipicephalus microplus (southern cattle tick), 839 nucleotides long. RefSeq lists its product as uncharacterized. The record is from RefSeq and is a predicted model, not a curated record. NCBI's taxonomy places the organism in Eukaryota, Metazoa, Arthropoda, Arachnida, Ixodida, Ixodidae.